This is a messenger RNA of Glycine soja, 678 nucleotides long. RefSeq names its product agamous-like MADS-box protein AGL80. Bases 1 to 678 code for a protein of 225 amino acids. Gene Ontology annotation, molecular function: DNA-binding transcription factor activity, RNA polymerase II-specific; protein dimerization activity; RNA polymerase II cis-regulatory region sequence-specific DNA binding. The transcript has 2 exons. The record is from RefSeq and is a predicted model, not a curated record. Gene Ontology annotation, biological process: positive regulation of transcription by RNA polymerase II. NCBI's taxonomy places the organism in Eukaryota, Viridiplantae, Streptophyta, Magnoliopsida, Fabales, Fabaceae.
AUGGCUAGAAAGAAGGUCAAUCUUACAUACAUAAGCAAUCCCGUGAAGAGGAAGGCAGUGUUCAACCAAAGGAAAAAUGGUUUGCUAAAAAAGGUUGAUGAAAUCACUACGCUUUGUGACAUUCAUGCCUGUGCUAUCAUUUAUACUCCAGAUAAACCAGAGCCUGAGGUUUGGCCUUCUGACCAGGGAGUGGAAGAUGUAAUUUUUAGAUUUAGGGGAGUUUCUGAAUUGGCACGAAGCAAAAGAAUGUUUUGUCAAGAGAAAUUUUUGAAAAGAAACAUAAUCAAAGCCUGGGGGCAACUAAAGAAACUAAGGAAUGAAAAUAGGAAGAAGGAGAUUGGCCUUUUCAUGUGUCAAUACUUUUUAGGUGGCAACCACCUUGACAAUGCUAACAUUAUUGAUUUGAAUGAUAUUAGAUUCUUGGUUGAUAAAAAAUUGGAGGAGAUUACAAAGAAAAUCGAAAUGCUCCAUGUCCAAGAGGUGACAUCAGCUACUGAAAAUAGAGGAGAAACCAUGAUUGAAGAAAAGCAAGCACUCAUGACCAAUGUGGAUGCCAUGCCAAAUCUGAAUUGGUCUAAUGACAACAUCAAUGCUAGUGGUGGGGAUAGUAUGUUAACAUUGGAAGAUAUUAAUGUUCAGAGCGGUUGGCUUAACCAAUUCAUCCUUUCAAAAAGGUGA